AUGACCCAAACCGACGACCCGCGACGAAGCCACGGAAGAAAGAGCGACGCGAUGGACAGUGCAGACACUCGGCUCGUUGCCGAGCUCGACGCCAUUCGGCAGCUCGUGGAUCCGUCCACGACGAUGGACGCGGUGUGGAGCCAAGUCGCUGCCAGCGGCGUCCUCGCGAUCGCUGUCUUGGUCAAGCAACGCGUAGCCUCGUACGUCUCGCUGCACCGAACGCGCCGAUCUUUCUUGGCCGACGACGCCCCGACUCUCAAGCCGCGCAUCUUGCACCCGCCGCCGCUGCAAGCGCUACCCCAAGUACAACCGCGCAGCAAAAGCGCCUUGCGCCGCAUGCCCAAGGUGCUCCCCAACCAAGUGAGCGACGACGAGUGA
Messenger RNA from Saprolegnia parasitica CBS 223.65, 378 nucleotides. RefSeq lists its product as hypothetical. Bases 1 to 378 code for a protein of 125 amino acids. Lineage: Eukaryota; Oomycota; Saprolegniomycetes; Saprolegniales; Saprolegniaceae. The record is from RefSeq and is a predicted model, not a curated record. The transcript has 2 exons.